Varroa destructor (honeybee mite) is the source of this 5828-nucleotide messenger RNA. Its product is annotated as toll-like receptor 7 pseudogene. The record is from RefSeq and is a predicted model, not a curated record. Lineage: Eukaryota; Metazoa; Arthropoda; Arachnida; Mesostigmata; Varroidae.
CCCUAAUCAAUAGUCGAACUAUAUCGAAAUGGAAACAUAGGGUGUGAACAUUAGCAAAGAGAACGUUUGAAACGACUGACUAAUCAUUACAAGCGUCUAGUGUUGAACAAUUGAAUUGUUUAAUGAUUGUUAUCAUUAAUCAGUUCCUAAAAUUAUCUAGUAGGAAUAAAAGAAAAAUAGUGGUUGGACGUACGCCUUUACGUGCCGAAAACUGUGCAUUUAAUAAAUAACGACGAUUAUCACAAUGUUGAAGUAUGUAAGUAAUGUAACGUACGAUGAAGUUAUUGUGACAUGAAUUAUCUGAGCGCGGCGAUGGAUAGUGAAUGAAAAGUGUGUGUCCUAUUUUCGGCUUAACACAGAAUGGAUACGAUGCGGACCGUAAUCGCCCCAAUCCAAUACAUUACCUUGUUGGCCUGUUGUAUACCCCAGUCGUAUGUGUUGGAUGCACGAUACGUACGGCCAGAGGACUGCACAUGGGAACCAAUGGCCGACUCGGCGCGCGUCUCUAUGACGUGCGGGAUUCACGCAUUCGAAAGUGGCGCCAAUCCUACCAAUUUUUCACUUAUUGUGCCCUACCACAUCGAACAAUUGGCAGUCUGUUGCACAGGUGAACGACGCGCAUUUCAGAGGAGUCAUUUGGCCGAUAGUUCGUUCCGACACCUGCGUGGUCUGCGAUCUCUUACGAUCGAACGGUGUAAAUUUAACUAUUUGCCGCCACGCGCAUUCGAAGGGCUCAAAAGCCUUAGACACCUUACGGUGCGAACGUUCAGUAGCGACUCGGGAUAUCGUACGCCGCUCAAGGUUUCGCCGUCAAGCCUGACACCUCUCGAGAGCAUCGAAUCGCUUGACUUGAGCGAGAACAAUAUUGAAUCACUCAAUGCGGGACUGCUCUGUGGGCUGGAUCGACUAGCGUUCGUGAACUUAACAAGGAACAGUUUUUUUGACGUAUUUAGCAUGGGGCUGUCACUGAAUUCGCGUUGCAGGCCAACGGUACGUGAAAUUAAGAUGGGACAUAACAAAAUCGAAGUUCUACUGGACAACGGUUUAGCAUCGUUGCUUCAUCUGAAGCAACUGGAUUUAGAUUAUAAUCAGAUUACAACAAUUGAGUCCGGUGCGUUCGCUGGCCUCUGGCACCUCGAACGACUUGACAUCUCGCAUAAUAGGCUUGUCGCUCUCCCCGAAGGAUUGUUUCAGUCAACACCUCAACUCCUGGAGUUAUAUAUACGAAACAACACGCUAAACGAUCUACCGCCGGGCCUCUUCGUUGGAUUGGGCCAGCUGACGAUGCUGGACUUGGGGCACAAUCAGCUCGCGACGCUGGGAUCGCUCGGUACACCGGACUCGAGAGUUGAUCUAACUCAAUUAAAAGUGCUCGAUCUCAGCCAUAAUCGACUUACUCGGCUAGAUGCCAGUACGUUCCGUGCACUAGUUAAUCUCCGUGCACUCGAUUUGCAAGGCAAUCUUAUUGACUACAUUGGCGACAGCACGUUUUACGCGCUCACGAGACUUCAGACACUUACGCUCAGUAGAAACUAUCUGAAAAUGAUCGGUCCACAAGCGACCAUUGGACUAAGCUCGAUGGUGGCAUUUCAAUUAGAUAAUAACCGGUUAGAGAUAAUUCACAGAGACACAUUUAAAAACACCUCGGUCUUACAAGAGCUCAGUCUUGCUUUUAACAGACUUAGCUGUAUACCAGAUGACAUGUUAUCGUUGAAGAUGCUACGUUCUCUUGAUCUGUCAUUCAAUGGCAUACGUGACAUAGCCAACGCCUCGUAUCAGGGUCUGAAUCAAUUGUACGCACUAAAUCUGAUGGGCAACAAGAUUGGCAACAUCAGCCAGGGUGCAUUCAACAAGAUGCCCGCGGUACGCAUACUAAAUCUAGCUAACAACAGAAUUCAAGCCAUCGAGCAAGGUACGUUUGACAACGUAUCCAGUCUGCACUACCUUCGUCUCGAUGCCAAUCAUAUUGAAGAUGUGAAUGGCCUUUUCAACACUCUGCACGACCUGAUUAUGCUGAACAUUUCAAUAAACCGCAUUCGCUGGUUUGACUAUGCGCUUAUUCCGGUUGGCCUUCAGUGGUUAGAUAUGCACGACAAUCAAAUUGAGGCACUCGGAAAUUAUUUCAAUUUCGAGCAAAGUCUAAAGCUGCGUACCCUGGAUGCGUCAUCAAAUAAACUUAUCGAUCUCGACUCAUCAUCAUUACCUAAUGGUAUUGAGAUUGUUUAUUUGAGGAAUAACAAUAUAAAACGUAUCCAGCCAUUUACGUUUUUGGGGAAGCAUAACCUGAGCCUUGUGGAUUUAACGCGCAACAAACUGACCACACUCGAAAUGGCCGCGUUUCGGCUUAGUAUGGUGCCGUCUAGACGGCCUCUUCCAGAGUUUGCCAUUGCCAGUAACCCGUACAUGUGUAACUGCCACACGGAAUGGCUUCAACGACUGCAGAUUCAAACGGCGGCUACCACAUAUGAGGAUUCGCGUCAGUACCCUCGCUUUAUUGAUCUGCAUAACAUCGAAUGCAGUAUAAGUUACCUCAAUAAUUUUCAACUUCAGUUAUUAAGUGAAACGAAAUCUUCGCAGUUUUUGUGCGAAUAUAACGCCCACUGUUUUCCUUCUUGCCGUUGCUGUAACUUGGAUGGCUGUGAUUGUGAGAUAGUUUGUCCGGCUGGGUGUACUUGCUACCACGAUCGGACGUGGAAUAGCAACAUUAUUGUUUGUAGCUCACGCCAACACGUAGAAAUUCCUAAAAGACUACCGAUGCAGGCUAGCGUGGUAUACCUUGACGGUAACGAAAUCGCACAUCUUACGACGGACGCUUUUAUUGGACGGACAAACCUGAAAACGCUUUUCCUUAACAACUCGAACGUUGAGAUCAUUAAGAAUGGAACCUUUUUGGGCUUACAAGAGCUCAGGAAACUACACCUUGAAUAUAACAAGAUCACUAGACUUCACGGCCACGAGUUUGACGGACUGUUCAAGCUCCAAGAGCUGUACUUAACUGAUAAUCAAAUCAGCUAUAUAAACAAUAUGACUUUUGCAAAUCUAAAAAAUCUCGGGGUUCUUCAUCUCAGUAGGAAUCGGUUAAGAGAAAUUGCCGCUUGGAGCUUCCAGCGUAAUAUGCGCCUAACGGAGAUUCAUAUGAGCAGUAACCCAUGGACAUGUGAUUGUCACUUUACAGAUCAGCUAGGAGAGUUUCUACAAAAGCACGGAAGUGCAGUUGGUGAUAUUUUGCAGCUCUCGUGCGUCUAUAACUCGACGACAACCUUACCAUUGUGGGAAGUAAACGUGACCCAAUGUCACCACUCGUCAAACAAUGUCUUCUCUAUUCAACGGUAUCGGUUCCAGCGCAUUGGUGAUUCCGUACCGAUGCCCCUCGUCGUUGGUUCACUCGUCCUACUCCUGGUAAGCGUAACGGUAACGGUAAUUUUCUAUCUACGCCAAAAGAGCCUCUGGUUAUUCGGCCGUUACGGGAUGGGCAUGUUUCAUCGUACGACCAUCGAAGAAGAGAAGCUGUUUGAUGCGUUUGUGUCAUACAGUAAAAAGGACGAGACUUUCGUAAUACAAAUUCUUGCUCCAGAACUGGAAUAUGGUAAUCCGCCUUACCGGCUCUGCUUACAUUACCGCGAUUUGCCCAUGGUUAUGGGCUACCUAAGUGAAGCUAUCGAAGAGGCUGUCGAGAGUUCAAGAACAACAAUCGUCAUCUUGUCCGAGCACUUUCUAGAAAGUGAAUGGUGCCGCUAUGAGUUCAAAUCCGCCCACCACGAGGUUCUAAACAACAGCAACUACAAGCUCGUCGUCAUCUUCCUGGGUCGAGUGUCGUACAGUGAUCUCGAUCCUGAUAUUCGGACGUGGCUUAGGCAUAGCACCUUUUUGCAUUGGGGCGAAAAAAGCUUUUGGGACAAACUACGCCAUUCGCUGCCUGGCGCACGAAAUCGUAAGAUCAUACGUUCCGACCUCAAUUCGGUGGCGGUGCACAUAUGACGCAGCGGACAACCUAAGCAGCAUGAUGUACCAAUAUACCAAACUCGACUAGACAAUUCUUGAAGUCAGCCCUUGUCUUCGCUCGAUUUGCCUGCCAUUAGCAAUCAAAAGACAGUGUCACAACCGAGACCUCGAUAAAUCGAGCCGUCGAAUUAAAUCGCCAAUUCUAAGACAUCUCCCCUACAUUGAUCGGCAUGCAGCAACAGCUCUUUCAAUAAGUGGAGAAUUUUUUUUAUCAUAUUUAAUAUAUAUUGAAUCGGUAAAUGCCAAAAGACAUACCUGUAAAAUUCUUUUGAGUUUUUUUAAGACUGACCGACCGAAACUGGGAUCUUUGUUCUUAUGCAUUCCUACUUUAACACAUAUAGCAAAUGGCGAUCAGUGUUAGCCUCAGCAAAUAGGACCUCUCAUCAGUUCGGAUAAUGGGUCCCUUUUGUCCUUAAUGAAAGCAAAUUCGGCCGACAUAGUGACGCCAAUAUCUCUUGCCCGAAACCCUAGCCUAAAUCCCCCCACGCGUAGGCGGAGUGAUCUAUUGGACUGCGUACAGAACCAAUGAAUGCUUUGAACGAAAUAACGUAUUUUUCUAGCACAAUGGCACAACGACGUUUAGGUAAAAAUCCAGACAUGUAGAAAAUAAUGUGUAAAUAACAUUUUAUUUAUACACUGUACAGUUUUAUCAUCAUUACAUAGAAUUUAUCUAGAGCAGCUGUGCUCGUUUUUAGUUCAUUACUUUAAACGAUUCAUGUGAAGUGUUGGCAGCUGUGAAUCGUUGCCAAAUUUUUCCAAGCAGUUUUUUACAACGAACCCCUUUUUCAGUACGCGAAUCCACCUUGUUCAACAUCUGGGAACCAUAGUAACAUCCGAUCCGCUGGAUUUGCCUAAUACAAACAAUUACCGAUCACGGACUUAGGCUACGAGAUUUAGAUUUAUAAAAGUUUGCUCAUUAUUCCUGAAUUCUACUAGUACUCGAUUUUGAAGCAAGCGUGAUAUGACUAUGCAGAGAAAACUUUGGUAAACUAUAUUGUUUGAGCAUUGAAGCUGGUCAUACAAGAUGAUUAGCACGCGCGUCUGUAGCGUGAGCUGAACGCUAUCACAUAGCGGAUGAAGGUUCGUAGUCUUUGGGUACGUCCCAUUCAUCGACGCGCCUUGUGUUUCCCCGCCAAUAGUUGUUUAGAUAUUGAUUAUAGUGGCGGAAUAAAUUUGUCACGUUAAAGUAAAAUACACAAUAUGUCAACUGGUAGAUGUGAUCUCAGCGGUUAGUGAUUGAUCAACAUUGGUUACGUUCAUUGACUAAGUGUAACGUGAUUUAAUUUAACCACCGUCUCGUCCGGGCCCGCAACCUAAAGGUGAUCUCCACGCGCUACCCAGGACAGCGUGCUACUUUACUAGGUCAUACCGUCUACGAUCUGUAUAUGGAAAUAUGUGACCCACUUCCAUUCACGAGGAUCGACCUCAGACUAUCGACACUUGGCAUGCAACCUAACUACUAACUAAAAGAUAUAACCGACCCAGGAAAUUUAGAACAGCGGCAGUAUUUAAAGCACUCAAUGGAUAAUCGUAUAAACAUUUUACAUUUGAACAUGCUCGUUUGACUCUGGCCAGACGCUAUCGAGGUCGAAUGAGAAACUCAUAAAACCUUAUUAUGAUAACCAGUAUAAAAUUUUUUUUAUUCGUUCAUUGAAAGAGACUGACACACGGUAGGAGUACGUUUCGCUCACUACGUCGUGCGUAAACCCACCUGUGAUGAGGAUGAUGACAAGACUGACUGAGAAAUGACGAACAGAUCUGUACAAUAUAUGAGGAAUGUACAAAAAAAAAACAUGUUUGCAAUGGACAUACUGAUAUAUAAUUAA